This is a messenger RNA of Toxorhynchites rutilus septentrionalis, 2669 nucleotides long. Its product is annotated as proton-associated sugar transporter A-like. The record is from RefSeq and is a predicted model, not a curated record. Gene Ontology annotation, molecular function: sucrose:proton symporter activity. The transcript is spliced from 6 exons. The coding region runs from base 669 to 2495 and encodes 608 amino acids. Lineage: Eukaryota; Metazoa; Arthropoda; Insecta; Diptera; Culicidae. Gene Ontology annotation, biological process: transmembrane transport. Gene Ontology annotation, cellular component: membrane.
CAGUCAUCUCGGUCGGUUUGAUUAGACGGUGUAUUGCACUCAUUGGAGCCCCUGGGCCAACCAACAACAGCAUCAUUCUCCGCGGUCUAUUGUUGUUCAGUGUUUUCCCGCAAGUCGCAACCGCUCUGUGUGAGAUCGAAGGAUCUCGUGCGUGAUUAAGUCCUAGGCGAAACUCCGUUCACCCCUCGAAUAUCGAAGAACGCGAUCGGUGAGAAUGAGUGCAACAUAAAUUGUGGUGCGUUUGGCGAUUAGUUUAGGACUGGUAGUGAAUCUCUCGGAGCCUAAGGGCAAGUUCAACCUGGAAGUAGUUCAGUGCGGACCGAAAGUUAUGAGAAAAGCUCCAAGUCAGCCUCUGUAUAUGGUCCACUCGUACAAAAAGCGCAGAAUCAAGUCGAACAGUGAUAACAGUAACGGGAACAGUAGCAACCGUCGGGAUAAAAGUUAUCUGGUGCGUCGUAUAGAAAGUAUUAGGAGUCAAAUUUGAAAUUUGGCGUGGUAUUGUUGUAGUGUAAGUAGGCAUCUUAGAGAGUAGCGAAAUCUGGAGGUAUCCUAACCGCAAACAGGAACCAACAGCAAUAGGUGGCUCUGCGGCAGCAUCAGUAGCAAUAAACGACGACAAUUUCGGGUUUGGUGGCAGCGUUGGCGGGGAACACUCGAACUCAGACACAAUGGUGGCGGGAGCGGUGGGAAAUUUUCAUUCCGGGAUGCGGAACGACCCGUUGGUGCGGGAGAUGCGCCGGGUACGGGAGUUGAACGCGAAGCGCUACAAGCAGGACUAUUCGCAUGUGUUUCGGAACAAAACCCGUUGGGAUCUACUACGAAUCUCGUUCGUCAUCAUGGGGAUAGAGUUUGUGUACUCAGCCGAGACGGCCUUCGUCUCACCGAUUCUGCUGGGAAUCGGAGUGGAGCACAAACUGAUGACGCUUGUCUGGGCAAUCUCGCCGUUGAUUGGGUUCUUUCUUGCACCCAUUCUGGGCACCAUUAGCGACGGCUGCCAGUCGAAAUUUGGUCGACGAAGACCGGUUUUGCUGGGACUGUCCGCCAGUAUGGUCAUGGGCUGCAUUCUCGUUCCGUACGGUGAGAACGUAGGAACAUGGUUCGGCGAUUUAGGUGAAGUCAUACCGGAAGUGGUCAACAAUACGAAUGACGUUUUGAACUUCGAUUUGGGGGCCUUUUCCCCCAAUGAAUUCUACCAAGUCGACUCGACUGUUGUCGAACACGAAAUGCACUACAAGUGGGCUAUUUUUUUCACUAUACUGGGAACACUGCUGUUGGAUUUCAGUGCUGAUACAAGUCAGACACCGGCCAGAGCCUAUCUGCUGGAUAUUUGCUUACCAGAGGAUCACGGUCGCGCCUGCAGCACAUUCUCCAUCAUGGCAGGUGUGGGCGGCAGUUUGGGCUAUGCACUUGGUGGCGUCAACUGGGACAACACGGCGUUCGGUGAACUGCUUGGCGGCAGCAUCAAAACUGUUUUCACAUUGGUCUCCAUCAUUUUUGUGAUAUGCCUCGUGGUAACGAUAACCAGUUUCCGUGAGAUUCCGCUCCCACUGCUAGAAAAAGAUGAGCUGCUCCGGCCGCUGACCGAGUCCGCUAUCAAGAAGGAACGGACCAAGAUGAAUGAUAAAAUUUUCUUCAUAAAGGACGUUAGCAAAACGUUUGCUUUGCAGCUGCAAACGAUCACCUCAACGGAGCAGCAACCUGCUCCGCAAAUGAUCAACAACGCACUGACGGAAAUCGAGAAGGGCCCAGCUCACAUGGAAGCGGAGGACUCCGAUUCGGAGGAAGAGGAAGACAGUCCAAUGACCCUGAAGGACUUCCUGAAGAGCAUUUUCAUGAUGCCGAAAUCGAUUGCGGUUCUCUGCCUAACCAAUCUACUCUGCUGGAUGGGCCACUUGAGCUUCUGUUUGUACUUCACCGAUUUCGUGGGUGAGGAAGUGUUCAAGGGUGAUCCGGCGGCGCACUCGAGUUCACUGGAGUACGAUCUGUACUUACAGGGGGUCCGAUGGGGUUGCUUUGGGUUGGCAAUUUACUCGCUAGCCUGUUCGUUCUAUUCGUUCACAAUUGAGAAAUUAAUCAAGGUUCUUAGAGCCCGUAUCGUCUACUGCGGUGGACUGCUUAUAGAUGCCACGGGAAUGAUCAUAAUGGCCAUUUUCCCAAACAAGAUAACCGUGUUCGUGUUCAGCGCAACGGGUGGCAUUGUCUACGCACUGAUGUUUACGAUGCCGUUCCUUCUUUUGGGCCAAUAUCACGCCAAGGGGCAGUUCAAGUCCAACAAGGCGUCUGACGGUGAGGCACCCCCCGAGCGUAAACGAGGCCUCGCCACCGAUAUUGCCGUUGUCGGAGGAAUGAUCUUCGUUGCGCAGAUUAUUAUUUCACUAGGCCUCGGUUCAGUCAUUACGGCGGUGGGUUCAACGACAGCGGUUAUAUAUUGCGCUGGUUUGUGCAGUUUUCUAGCUGCCAUCAUGUCAACGCAACUUGUCUAUAUGGAUCUGUAGUGUUUUCGGAAGGAGAUGUUAGAUAAGUGUUGCUCAAUAAUAUUGAAUAACGAAUUCCAAUAUUAAUCAUAUUGAUCAUAGAUUUUUUUAGUUGUAAUGAUGUAUUUAUGACGACAUACAUAGUCUGAGAUAUGCAACUUAAUCUUCAAAUAAAAAUAGUUUUGUAUACAGAUA